Megalops cyprinoides (Indo-Pacific tarpon) is the source of this 2812-nucleotide messenger RNA. It is a transcript of the gene lcp2a, whose product is annotated as lymphocyte cytosolic protein 2a. The coding region runs from base 626 to 2293 and encodes 555 amino acids. Lineage: Eukaryota; Metazoa; Chordata; Actinopteri; Elopiformes; Megalopidae. The transcript is spliced from 21 exons. The record is from RefSeq and is a predicted model, not a curated record. Gene Ontology annotation, biological process: intracellular signal transduction; cell surface receptor protein tyrosine kinase signaling pathway.
CUUGAUGGCCCGUGUCAUGUCUGUCUGUCCAUGACUUAUUAUUUUACAUAUCCAUUUUUCUGCGCGGUGGUAGCAGGGGGCACGGAGUCAUAAGACGAGGCUUUUUUGAACAACCCUAGGCCUCGCUUCUGGGCGUGUUUCUCGUCCUCACCUACAGCGGGAGGCAUGUCAUCACACCAGACGUGAUUUCGCAAGAGGAAGGAUUUAAUCGAGUGAGCUGCAGUCCGCCCCUUUCUCUCUCUUUUUUUGUGUGCUAGCCCCUCGUCUCUCUCUCUCAAUACCCGUUUGUGGCGUAAUCGUUCUCUCGUCCGUGGUGUGCCGUGAGUGCAGAGGCCUCCUUGUUUUCUCUCUCUCUCAGAGAGCGCCGGUCAGGACUUCGUACUCCCCCCCCCCCACCACCCACAGCCAAACGAGGAGCGACGGAGGGCGUAGCAUCCAGGCGAGGGGAGCCAUUUUCUGAGCGGCCUCCAAGGGCGAGCAUGACGGGCGGGAUAUAAAUGAGCAGAAAGGGAGAGACGAGUCACCACCCAGCCCCUGCUCUCACCUUCACCCCGCUUUCUGCGCCCACUCCCCCGGGGUGUUUCUUUCCGACUCCAGAGGAGAACGUGAACAGACCAGGGGCAAGAUGAGUUUUGGAAACGUGCCGUCCAAGGCGGAGGUCAUGAACUGGAACCCGCCGCGGCUGGCAGACUACAUGAGGAAGCUGGACCUGUCAGGAUGUGACAAGGUCAUCAUGAAGUGCAGCAUGAAUGGGCCGAGGUUCCUGAACAUGUCGGACAACGACCUUCAGAAAUUCCCCAAACUUCACGCCCCGCUGAUCUCCAAAAUUUGCCAGGAAAUCAACAAGAAAGAAGAGAAGAGGGGAUUUUUUCAGAAAAAAUCAACACCGUAUAAGUAUACAGAGCCAGCUGCUGUUCCGGAGGAUGUUGGCUGGGACUCUGAAGAGUUUGACCCAAGUGACGAUGACUAUGAGAGCCCGAACGCAGACGACGAUGAAGAGGGCAGCGGGGGAGAUUAUGAAUCCCCGAACGAGGACGAGCCCAAUAUGGUGCGGGGAGGGGCUGAAAGCGACAAUGACAACGACUACGAGCCGCCCCCAUCCGAACCCCCUGAUGAACUACCCCGUCAGAUCUGCCCCGCCAAGCCUAUGGAGGACAGCCAGUACAUAGAUAAUAACCGGAACCGUGGCAUGUCUGUGAAGGCGCCGAACAGCCAGCCCCCCAUUCCCCCUCAGCGCCCCAGCCCUGGACCGCCCCUCCCUGCCAGCAUCCGCCCCAGCCUGGCCGGGCCCACCCCUCCCCGCCGCGAGCAGUCCCCUCAGAGGCCCCUAAGAUCUUCCAAGCCCUCCCCCGGCCCCCCUGCCCCCCAGGUGGAUCGCAGCAAGAAGCCCACCACUCUGGAGCGCUGUCUGCCUGGACUCCCAGAGAGAGAGUCCCCGCUGCCAGAAAGGAAGUCUGCUGGUGGUGGGAGGUCUGGUACACCACCCAGGAGACCUCCAGUAGUAGAUAAACCCCGAGACCCACCUCUGAUGAUGGCCAAACCUCCCAUCCCAGGACCAGCAGUCAGCAGGAGUGCCUCUUCUGUGAGCCGACAGACACUCACCACCAGGCCCUUUGACCAAAGAAAUGACUUUCAGGAUGAUGUGCCCAAACCACCGCUUCCAGGUGCCUUCAACUCCAACACCUUUCCCCUCCCCUCCAGGAGCCUGCCCCCUCGGCCAGGGCUCCCCGGCGCCCCUCUUCCUGGUGACAGGUAUGUGCCAUCUCCCUCCAACAUGCCCCCCAAUAUCCCUUCCAGUGCAUCCCUCCCCUCCAGACUGCAGCCAGGUGUGAACGUUCACCGUUCCAGCUCGAGGGGUGAGGCGGACCGAAUCCUGAGGCCGCCCCCACAACCCCAGCGACCUCCAAUCCCUGACCCUGAGCCAGAGGACGAGCAGGAUCUGGACCCCCACUGGUACGUUGGCCAGGUGACACGGCCGCAGGCAGAGGACUGCUUGAGACGGAUCAACCAGGAUGGAACGUUCCUGGUCCGGGACAGCUCAAAGCGCUCCUCCAGUCAGCCCUACACUCUCAUGGUGCUGUACCAGGGCAAAGUCUACAACAUCCAGAUCCGCUACCACAGCGAGCAGGACUCCUUCCUGCUGGGAACCGGCUUCAAGGGUCGUGAGAACUUCCAGGGGGUGAGGGACAUCAUCGAGCACCACAUGCACAUGCCGCUGCUGCUGAUCGAUGCGAAGGACCGCGGGUCGGGACAACAGAGGCAGUGCUUACUGACACACCCAGCAGGUUACUGACCACCCCCCUCCAUUCAUCUGCGGGACAGGCGAGCCGCAGCACCAGAUAGUCACAUUUGGGAUGGGUGCAACGGACAAUUCUCUAAAAUAUUAAAAGGACAAAAGGCUUCAUUUGAAGAAUUGCUGGAGAGAGAACACACUGCUCUUAGCAUGGUAAGUUGCUGUGUCUGGCUUCACAGGGUGUGGAGUCUGACACAGGCAGCCAGCAGGGGGUGCUCUCACACCAGUAUGGCACAAAUACAUAUUUUGAUGAAAACAUGUGCCUCUUGCCAUUGACCACGACUAAAUAUUUAAUGUUUUGUCUUUCUUCAAACCAAGUAUUUUUUUCUGUAAUUUAAGUUGAUUUGUCAUACUCAUUUUGUAAAGGCUUGUGUAGCUGGCUACCCAGGUGCGUGGUGCUGAGGAGCAUUCAAACUUCGUGGUGUGGCACAAACAAUGAACACAGCAAGGCGAGUUCAUAAAUCUAACUGUAAUGGCACCACACUAUCUUUUCGAGAAAAGUGAGAUGUACAAACUUUC